This is a messenger RNA of Paracoccidioides brasiliensis Pb18, 1680 nucleotides long. RefSeq lists its product as uncharacterized. The record is from RefSeq and is a predicted model, not a curated record. Gene Ontology annotation, cellular component: nucleoplasm. The coding region runs from base 1 to 1680 and encodes 559 amino acids. Gene Ontology annotation, molecular function: mRNA binding; N6-methyladenosine-containing RNA reader activity. The transcript is spliced from 3 exons. Gene Ontology annotation, biological process: regulation of alternative mRNA splicing, via spliceosome; mRNA splicing, via spliceosome.
AUGCAGCAGCAUUCCGCUCUUCAGAGUGGAGAUGACAAUAGACCGCAACCACAAGGGCCUGGCGUGCCCACCGCACCGUCGAUAUCUGGCACUGGCCGUUUACCCGUACAGCAUAGCUACUACCCCGUGCCGCAAACAUUUAACUACCCUUCUACCACUUUAUAUAUCCAAGCGGCUCCGCCUUAUUUGGCCCACGACACAUGGAAUAGUCGCCGUUAUGAUGAAACAUAUAAUCACCCCACGAUACCUGGUACCUUAGGCAAUCAACCAACCUCGCAACAGACGUUUUUCUAUAAUACCACUCUCCAUGCUUUACCUCAACCUGCAUAUUAUGGACCGCUCCUCCAUACGGCUCCAAGAUGGCAGAGUUUUCUUCUCGAGACUAUUCAUUAUGACCAGAACCGUUUGCCAAUGUGGCCACUGUUUCGUAAUAGCGGUAAUCCAGGAAAUCUAAAUUAUGUCCGUCCUACACAGGAACCACCGCAUCGGACCAUCGCUGUGGAAACAGCGGCGCCUCCAACUGCACACUACGCCAUUGUCGACGGCUCAGCUUCAAUCAGUCGUGCUGCAAAGAUCGCUCAACCGCUUCCAAUUGAAAGGGGAGGGAAUAUAAUGAACACGUCCACCCCCCAACACCGGUCACCAAUUCUACGAGGACCUCCAAGGAAACCGAAACAGUCAGGAUAUGCGUUGUGGGUUGGCAAUCUCCCGUCCCAAGUCAACAUUGUUGAUCUUAAGGACCACUUUUCUCAGGACGCGACCGAAGAAAUCGAAAGUGUAUUUCUUAUUUCAAACAGCAAGUGCGCGUUUGUGAAUUACAAGACGGAGGCGGGGUGUAUCACUGCAGUUACCAGGUUCCACGAUUCGAGAUUCCAGGGCAUAAGGUUGGUUUGCAGGUUCCGUAGAAGCGCUUCUUCAGAUCAGAAUAACAUUCGGGCAUUGUCACCACCGAGGCCGGAAACAACAAAUCCUCCGGUCAAUGAGUUUGAUAAGCCGCAGGGAGAGCUCGGUCCUACAUACCCCUCCAAUGAAGUGACCGCUCAAGUCUCCGCUACCAAGCAUCCUGAAAGGUAUUUCAUAGUUAAAAGCCUGACUAUCGAAGACCUUGAGCGCAGCAGAAUCAGUGGAGUUUGGGCUACGCAGAGACAUAACGAGAGUGCCUUGAACCGUGCAUAUGAGACAUCAGAGGUAGUAUAUUUGAUAUUCUCUGCUAAUAAAUCUGGCGAAUACUUUGGCUACGGCCGCAUGACUUCACCAAUCCCUACUCUUAGCGAACCAAACGGCAAUCAAGAAACCGUUCAAGGUAAUAAUUCAGUAACAGCUUCUGAAUUUCUGAUUGUCACCCCCACACCUGCCACGGAAACGGCACCAGCAGGAUAUAUAGUGAACGACCCAGCACGAGGCACCAUCUUCUGGGAAAUCGAUCGCACAGAUGGUGCGGAUGAAGCAAACGCAGACGGACCUACGAAUGAAGAUGACAAAAGCAAGAUGGAUAGCCAAUCGUUUGGGAGGCCGUUCAAUGUGGAAUGGUUGUGCUGGCGACGUCUUCCAUUCCACCGCACAAAAGGACUUCGGAAUCCUUGGAAUGCCAACAAAGAAGUAAAAAUUGCCAGAGACGGAACGGAGAUUGAGCCUAGUGUGGGGAGAAGGUUGAUUAAUUUAUUCGACCAGAUGCUCUAG